This is a messenger RNA of Brassica oleracea var. oleracea, 1886 nucleotides long. RefSeq names its product calcium-dependent protein kinase 26. The transcript has 9 exons. Gene Ontology annotation, biological process: intracellular signal transduction; peptidyl-serine phosphorylation; protein autophosphorylation. Gene Ontology annotation, cellular component: cytoplasm; nucleus. Bases 298 to 1743 code for a protein of 481 amino acids. The record is from RefSeq and is a predicted model, not a curated record. Lineage: Eukaryota; Viridiplantae; Streptophyta; Magnoliopsida; Brassicales; Brassicaceae. Gene Ontology annotation, molecular function: calmodulin binding; calcium ion binding; ATP binding.
GCAGGUCUAGAAAAAGAGACCUGUGGAAGAAGCAGAGUCCCCUGCAUUUUUAGAAUAUUCUAAUAAAAGAGACUAUUUUAUAUAAAGAUCUGUUGAUGACUAUUAAUCAAAGAUUCAUUCUCGUUUUGUUAAUAAUUAGACAGGAUGGCAAACACAAAGGAUACAAUCUGACUGAAUUUCUUCCACCAUAUCUAUCUAUCUAUUUAUCAUCUUUGCCUGAUCGUGCUAUGUGCCCUGCUCUGUUUUCCUCUGAUGACAAAUUGAUUUGUGAGGGGGAGGCGAACUAAGUUGGACACAAUGAAGCAUAGCGGUGGGAACCAAGCAUGCUUCGUUCUUGGUCAAAAGACCCCAAGCAUCCGAGAUCUCUAUUCCUUGGGACACAAACUAGGCCAAGGACAGUUUGGGACCACCUACAUGUGCAGAGAGAUCUCAACAGGGCGUGAAUACGCGUGCAAGUCUAUAACAAAACGAAAACUGAUUUCAAAGGAAGAUGUGGAGGACGUGCGCAGGGAAAUUCAGAUCAUGCACCACCUGGCUGGUUACAAGAACAUUGUCACCAUUAAAGGCGCUUAUGAGGAUCCACUGUAUGUUCACAUCGUCAUGGAGCUCUGCUCAGGUGGGGAACUUUUUGAUAGAAUCAUCCAGAGAGGGCACUACAGCGAGAGAAAAGCAGCUGAGCUGAUUAAGAUCAUUGUUGGUGUUGUUGAGGCUUGUCAUUCGCUUGGUGUCAUGCAUAGAGAUCUAAAGCCCGAAAAUUUCUUAUUGGUGAAUAAGGACGACGACUUCUCUCUCAAAGCCAUUGAUUUUGGGCUUUCCGUGUUCUUCAAACCAGGUCAAAUAUUCGAGGAUGUGGUUGGAAGUCCUUAUUACGUUGCUCCUGAGGUUCUGCUCAAGCACUAUGGACCAGAGGCUGAUGUGUGGACCGCAGGGGUCAUACUGUACAUAUUGGUGAGCGGAGUCCCUCCCUUCUGGGCAGAAACACAGCAAGGGAUAUUUGAUGCAGUGCUGAAGGGACACAUUGACUUCGACUCUGACCCUUGGCCCCUAAUAUCUGACUCCGCAAAAGACUUGAUCCGCGGCAUGCUCUGUUCCCGGCCCUCUGAGCGCCUCACAGCUCAUCAAGUAUUGAGGCAUCCUUGGAUUUGUGAAAAUGGAGUUGCGCCAGACAGAGCACUUGAUCCUGCGGUGCUUUCUCGUCUUAAGCAGUUCUCUGCCAUGAAUAAACUAAAGCAGAUGGCUUUAAGAGUAAUAGCUGAAAGUCUCUCUGAAGAAGAAAUAGCCGGACUAAAGGAAAUGUUCAAAGCAAUGGACACGGAUAACAGUGGAGCGAUAACAUUCGACGAGCUAAAAGCUGGGUUGCGAAGAUAUGGUUCUACCCUCAAGGACACUGAGAUCCGUGACCUAAUGGAGGCUGCAGAUAUUGACAAGAGUGGGACCAUAGACUAUGGUGAAUUCAUUGCUGCAACAAUCCAUCUGAACAAAUUAGACCGUGAGGAACAUCUCCUCUCAGCCUUCAGCUACUUUGACAAAGAUGGGAGCGGUUACAUCACAAUUGACGAGCUACAGCAAGCGUGUGCUGAACAGGGGAUGAGCGAUGUCUUUCUAGAAGAUGUGAUCAAGGAAGUCGACCAAGACAAUGAUGGAAGGAUCGAUUACGGAGAGUUUGUAGCGAUGAUGCAGAAGGGCAUUGCAGGAAGAACAAUGAGGAAAAGCAUAAACAUGAGCGUCAGGAACAAUGCUUAGUGGCUAACAUGCAAUCUCACGGUUAUGUACAGGUUAGGCUUUCUAACUAGGGUAAAUUCCAUCAACAUCUUCCUAAACUGACAGUCUAGACCGGUGUGCGUGAAUCCCUCGCUGUUGACAGAGCUGAGCCACGAGAUGCAAAA